AUGAACAAUGAGAUAUGUGAAUGUUGUUCUGAGAAUGAUAUCAGAUGGAGUUGGGAGGACGUCAAAUAUAAAGAUUAUAAAUGGUAUAAAUACUGUGAUGAAGUUGGUGAAAAUAAUGAACGAUAUAGGAAUCGAACUACUCAUAAUUCGCAAGACUGCCAAUAUAAACUAUCGGAAUUAAGUACUACGGACUGGACGAAUAAAUUGUCAAAAUCAAAUGAAGAAUGGAAUAUGGAAAAGUGA
This is a messenger RNA of Dentiscutata heterogama, 243 nucleotides long. NCBI's taxonomy places the organism in Eukaryota, Fungi, Glomeromycota, Glomeromycetes, Diversisporales, Gigasporaceae. The record is from the annotation of a GenBank genome assembly.